Messenger RNA from Ostrea edulis (European flat oyster), 4848 nucleotides. Its product is annotated as chromatin modification-related protein MEAF6-like. Gene Ontology annotation, cellular component: NuA4 histone acetyltransferase complex. The record is from RefSeq and is a predicted model, not a curated record. The coding region runs from base 37 to 612 and encodes 191 amino acids. The transcript has 6 exons. NCBI's taxonomy places the organism in Eukaryota, Metazoa, Mollusca, Bivalvia, Ostreida, Ostreidae.
CUCAAUAUUCAAUAUUUCACUAAAACCGGUCAACCAAUGAAAUCGCAGUUUGCAUUUCGUGUUAAGAUGAGCACGCAAAAAGCAAUGGUAAACACAAGAGAAGAAUUGAAUGAAUUAGUGCGGCGGAGGACGGAAAUAGCGGAUACUCUUGCUAAUCUUGAAAGACAGAUUUAUGCUUUUGAAGGAAGUUAUUUAGAGGAUACCCAGCUUUACGGAAACAUCAUCAGAGGAUGGGACAGAUACCUAGCAAACACAAAGAACACAAACAGUAAAGCAGACAAGCGGAACCGAAAGUUUAAGGAAGCCGACCGUCUCUUCUCCAAGUCCUCAGUUACGUCAGCUGCAGCUGUCAGUGGAAUUGUAGACACAUUUGACAAAAACCGUGACAGAGAUUGUCCAUCUAGUCCGGAGUCGCAGAACAAUCAGAAUAGUGCCAACACUCCCCAGACAAAUGGACAGUCGGACAGCAACGAGUCCAGUCACCUCUCAGGGAAACUCCACAAAGGGGGCGGAGUUAUACGACACAAAAAAAAUAAGAGCAAAAAUAAACACAGGGUGGAAGUAAAACUUAAAAGAGGAAAAGAUGUAAGUAUACGAUUCAAGAAUAUGUAAAUAUAUAUAAGCUAUAAAGAUGCUUAUCUUUUCAUAUUUUUAAGGAGAAAAAAAAUAGAUAUGUACACUGUAUAUCAUAUUAGAAAGGGAAAAAAAAAACAAAUACAAUUUUAAUACAUUGUAUUUUAAUGUAUCUCGUGCCUCAUUUGAAUGAAAACUAGCACUAGAAAAUAUUGCUGAUAUGGAUACUAAUCUUCCACUUCAGAAAUAAAUGUGGAUAGGCGUGGAAGGUAUUGACCAUUUACACCAAAGUGAGUGUUCUCAAGGCUCCUCAUAAUGUUUUGUUCCUCUCACCAAUUGUAAUUCUCAUUGCUGUGGUGAUUAGAUGCUGUAACUUCCUGUGUAUCCAAAUAUGUGUAUCGUGUAUUGAAAUUCUUGUCAACAUCCAGGAUAUCUAAAUAUUUAGCAGUGUAAAUAAACGCAAUGCACAGUAGCCAUCUAUCAUUUAAUCGUUAGUAAACAAACGCAAUACACAGUAGCCAUGUAUCGUUUAAUCGUUAGUAAAUAAACGCAAUACACAGUAGCCAUGUAUCGUUUAAUCGCUAGCAUAGUUUGCAACACAUCAAUGCGAGUUAGGAAUAGUAUUCAUGUAUUGCCUGCAAAUUCAUGAUCAAGAAAAACAUUUAGUGCACUUAGUAAUACAUCAGCUUGUGUUUUCAUAACUGUAAUGAUUCUUUGACUGAGAAGAAAUACCAUAUAUGAAAUUGCUACAGUAAGAGGUAAAGUUAAAAUUGUCUUGGUGAACUAUACGAUAAAAAGUCAAUUGAUCAUGUUUAUAGCCAUUUUCUGUAAGCAAUGCUUUCAUGUAAUUAAGGCACUUGGAUUUUUUUAUACACAAUUAUUUAUUACUAACCAUACAUAUAUGUAUUAGUGAAGUAGAUAAAUUUUCACUGGUGCAAUCAUCUGUUUGUGAGACCCAUUCUGUAGAACGUCAUUUGGCCAGUUCAUAAGGUGAUAUAUAUUCUCAAGUGAUGGUUCAGGUGUUGGAUUUCUGUUUAUUUAUAGCGACGAUAUUUAGAGCCUAGUGAAUAAUUAAACUAUCUAUUUCUGGAAUUCUUCUGCCUGAAUAUAUACCAUAUGGUAUCGGACCUAGUUUAUGUUUAAUAGUAUUUUAAAAGGAGGAAUAGCACCUCAUCAUUAAAUGGCUGACCUUUUUUUUUCAAGACACUGAUGGGAAAAAAAUCAUAUGUGUUAUAUUCCUUUAAUGUCCUUUUAAAGUGUAUUGGCAAGUUCAUUGAGAUAUUAUUACAUGAGGCAGAGGAAUGUGAAGGAAAGCAUGGGUUUCUUUCUUUCUUUCUUUUUUUUGAAACAUGAAAGAUGACUUUCAAUAAAAUUUUAUUUUUUUCACUGGUGUAGGUAAAUUUUAAAGUUUUUUGAUUUCUAUAAAUUUAAUGUAUUUUUUUUUCACUGGUGUAGGUAAAUUUUAAAGUUUUUUGAUUUCUAUAAAUUUAAUGUAUUUUUUUUUCCACUGGUGUAGGUAAAUUUUAAGUUUUUUGAUUUCUAUAAAUUUAAUGUAUCUUUUUUUUCACUGGUGUAGGUAAAUUUUAAAGUUUUUCGAUUUCUAAAAAUUUAACGUAUAUAUCCUCCUCUUUGCCGUCCGGAAGAGUUUCUGUGGUGUGCUAUUCCUCCUUAAGUAUGAUUCUUUUUGUGGGCAAGGUGCGUUACAAUUUUGUUUUAGUCACUUUACAUGUAUUUGAUAAAAAUUUCUUUGACUCACAAAACACAGGAAAUUUUAUGCCUCAUUUACAUGGAUGCAUAUCAAAUUUUACUUCGCAUUAAAUUUAAUGCGAAGUAAAAUAAUGGGCAUUAGAUUAAUUUGAAUUAAAUAGCGUUCACACAGCAGUAAUAUUUAAUGCUUUGUAUAUAAAUGCGUAUCAAAUUUGAAUGCAUUUCUAAAUUAACGGUGUGCGAAAUAAAGAAAAAAAUAGACUAUAUCAAUAAAAAUUAUUUUUAUAGAUAUUUUAAUGAAUAUUGUGUAUAUAUACAGAAUUCAUUGUUCAAAACACUAUAUAUAGUGUACAUGUUUACAAUGUACAUGUAGGUAAGUUGUAACUGAUCUACACACACAGAGAAUUGUCGUGUUGGUUUUUAUAUGUUCCCAAGAAAUCACUAUGUUAUUUAUGAACUUUCACCAUUCCACUGACUAAUAUUGUGACAUAAUUUUUAAUUACGAAUACGUAUUAUCAGCCUACUAUGAUGUCAUGGUAUGGAAUUCAAACAUGAGCGACAUAUUUGUUAAUACAAAAUGAAAAAGAAAAGAACCAAAAAAAUCACGAUUUUAAAACAUUUUUAUCGUAUUUAAAAGCACCUUCCAUAUGUAUUAAUACUCGACAUGUCUAUGCCAAGCACGUCUGUGUUCACAUAGAGCUAAUGUGAAGUAAAUUUGAUUUGCAUUUAAUCGUGACGUAAAUUUUAAUUCGGAGUAAACUAAUUUGCAUUAAAAUCUUCAUGUGGUCGUGGUUCAGAUUUAAUUCACAUUAACUUAUGUUUAAUGUGAAUUAAAUUCUUCGUGUGAUCGAGGCAUUAAACAUAUUGCCAUGUUCUCCUUUGUACAAAGUCAUGGUGAUAUAAAUUGUAUGUAUUUCAUCAGACUGAUUACAACCAAAAUGAAAUGUACACGUCCAGCUCGUUUUGUAUUUGUGUGAAGGUACUGAAGGUUUUAAUCAAACUGAUAUCACGUAUUAAAUCAUCUCUUUUAUUUACAUUUUGAUUUAUGAAUUGAAGGUUUUAAUCAGAUUGAUAUCUGGUAUUAAAUCACAUUUUGAUUUAUGAAUUGAAGGUUUUAAUCAGACUGAUAUCUGGUAUUAAAUCAUCUCUUUAAUUACAUUUUGAUUUAUGAAUUGAAGGUUCUCUCAUGCUUACAGGCCUUCAGGAUGGUAACAAUUGCAAAGAGCAACAAAAACAUUUACAAAUACGUACAGAAUCAUGCAAUUAUUACGUAUUAUAUAUCAUCUGUAAUUUGUUGAUUGGAAAUUUGUAAGUAGCUCUUUCAAUUUGCUCUGGGGUGAAAAGUGCAGCAAUUUGAAAUAUUUGAUAGGAGCCUUUUUAAAUGAAAAUAUCCUAAGUAUGAUAUGAAGAUAAGGAUUGUUUUUUCUUUUUGUUUUAUAGGUGUCAGGAGAGUAAGAGGAUGGAAGUGUAAGCUUAGUGUUUUAAGCUAGUGACGUGGUCUUCUCUGUUACACUCUUCCUGGAUGGACGCAAUAGAUUUCAAUCUUCUCUCUCGGACAGACAAUUCACUGGUCUCAUCUUAAAGAAUUCAGCACUUUUCCUUCCUAAACAGACUUGAUGGAAUACAAAACUUCUCUCUCCCAGGGAGGUGUUUCAACUGAUGGAAUUCAACACUUCUCCCACACAAACAAUUUAGUGUUAGUGUCUCGAUAGAAUUCAACACUUCUCCCAUGCAAACAAUUUAGUGACAAUGUCUUAUCUGAAAGAAUUCAACUUUUCCCACCAUGACAGGCGCUUUAGUCCACAGACAGGAAAGAAUUGAAGAAAAGAAAAUUGUGUCUUUGUUUGUGAUAUUAUAGUAUGGAACAAAAGAUGACUCCUAUUUGCAACACUUCAUUGUGUGUAUCUCACCCCCUUACUCCCAAAGUUCAAACUUAUCACUUAGUACCUUUCAAUAUAAAAGUAUACCUAGUUGCUUCUCAUUAUAUUAGGAAUCUCCAGCGCUGAGAUUACGUCAUACAUUCAUUCAUAUACACAGUAUUAUCACAAAGCAUUGGCGAUCUAUCUGUUCCUCGUAACCUCUGUGGUUCAUUUAUUUCAUUGAUCGACAAACUAUAAUUCCCUAACCUCUGUGGCUCAUUUAUUUCAUUGAUUGACAAGCUAUAAUUCCCUAACCUCUGUGGCUCAUUUAUUUCAUUGAUUGACAAGCUAUAAUUCCCUAACCUCUGUGGCUCAUUUAUUUCAUUGAUUGACAAGCUAUAAUUCCUUAACCUCUGUGGCUCAUUUAUUUCAUUGAUUGACAAGCUAUAAUUCCCUAACCUCUGUGGCUCAUUUAUUUCAUUGAUUGACAAGCUAUAAUUCCCAAAGUUCUGUGAUGUAUUUAUGUUGCCAUGUAUUCAUGAAACAAUGUCUGAUUUUUCCAGACAUUCAGUAUUACAACAUAUCCAUGCUUUUAGGGUAGUAUGAUGUUGUUGAACUUUUCAGGUGUUUUAAGUUUUGUUCUGUAUUGAAAUCCCAUAUUUCAAAGUCUGUUGUAAAAGUCAUGAUCAUAAAUUAUUUUCAAAACUGA